Molecule: messenger RNA, 1257 nt
Organism: Kluyveromyces marxianus DMKU3-1042
Lineage: Eukaryota; Fungi; Ascomycota; Saccharomycetes; Saccharomycetales; Saccharomycetaceae
Gene: MRPL10
Product: mitochondrial 54S ribosomal uL15m domain-containing protein
Exons: 2
Coding region: 1-1257 (418 amino acids)
Biological process (GO): translation
Cellular component (GO): mitochondrial large ribosomal subunit; ribosome
Molecular function (GO): structural constituent of ribosome
Source: RefSeq, a predicted model, not a curated record
AUGCUUGACUGGGCAAUUAAAGAUGUGGUAAGCUCAGGUAGUACAAAACCUGACUCUAAUAAAAUCUUUGAACAGUAUGAGACAAAUUCAUUAUAUCUUGACGUGAACUCUACGUGGUCGUGGUCAGCAUUCAUAACUUCUUAUACUACCGGCAAGAAACACGACAAAACUGCUAACCUCGCCAAGAUCAGAGAUGCUAUCAAAACCACACUACUUAGUGACAUACAGCAGGGCAAGUCCGCGUUUUGCAUAACAGUUAACAACGGGGCCACAUGGCGCCUAGAGGCAAGAUUCAUGGAUGGAUAUAGCGCAGCGCCGUUUCAACCUGGCGGCGGCUGGACAAUCCCAUGUAUAGAAAAUGAUAAUGUUUUGAAACGCCGCUUGCCGGGACGCAACUGGCCAGAUAUACAAGCAAUGUUCUCCAUUAAUAAAGUGGUUAAUCCAUUUGGGUCUCUGAUAGAGAGAUCUUUUGUUCGUCAUAUCUCGAUUCUCAGUAGUCUUAAACCAAGUGAAGGCUCCAUCAAGGGCUACAAAAGAUUGGGUAGAGGUCCAUCCAGUGGUAAAGGUAAAACAUCAGGGAGAGGUCAAAAAGGUCAAAAGGCUCGUGGUCACGUUAAGUCAUGGUUUGAAGGUGGUCAAACUCCUAUUUACAAGCUAUUCCCAAAAUUGGGGUUCACAAACGUUACAUCUUUGGACUUAAAAGAGUUGAACUUGGAGAGAAUCAAAUGGUUCCAUGAUAAAGGCCGUUUGAACCUACUACCUGGCGAAGUUCUAACUAUGAAAAAAAUGAAGGAUCUAGGUCUUGUCACUGGCCCAAUCAGAGAUGGUGUUAAAAUAUUGGGUGAUGGUAAAAUCUCCUUUAACCUUCCAAUAAAAAUCGAGGCUACCAGAGCAUCACAGGGUGCAAUUGCUGCAAUUGAGAAGGCUGGCGGAAGCUUCACUGCCAGAUACUUCAGCAGACUAGGUUUAAGAGCACAUCUAUCACCAAAUUGGUUCAUUCAAAAGCGUGGAAGAGUGCCACUACAAGCCAGACCUACAAAGAGAAAGGAUAUCGAGUUCUACUCUAGUGAAGAAAAGAGAGGUUACUUGGUCAUGGAGAAUGACCCAUACUACCAAAUUCUAAAAGGAGCCAAGGAAGAAGGAGGAAAGAGUUCGGCUACACGGAAAACCAAGAAAACUAAGCUAGAGUUGCAAAUGGAGCAAUUAGAGAACGAUUUUGUCCCACCUCAACCAAAAUCCGGAAUCAUUCAAGAAUAA